AUGGCACCCCCACCAAAGCAGAGAAAAGUGGCCAUUGUUGGCAGCAGAGCCGUCGGCAAGUCGAGUAUGACGGUGCAAUUUGUCGAUGGGCACUUUGUCGACAGCUACUACCCGACUAUCGAGAAUACUUUUAGCAAGAUGAUCAAGUACAAGAACCAGGACUAUGCGACUGAGAUUAUCGAUACGGCUGGCCAGGAUGAAUACAGUAUACUCAACUCGAAGCACUUUAUUGGCAUUCAUGGAUACAUGAUUGUCUACUCGGUCGCUUCCAAGCAAAGCUUCGAGAUGGCGCGCAUCAUUCGCGAUAAGAUCUUGAAUCACCUGGCUGUCGAGUGGGUUCCCCUCGUUAUUGUAGGCAACAAGUCUGAUCUGCGCCCCGAACAACGCCAAGUUACGCCCGAAGACGGUCGCGCCCUCGCCGCAGAGUUCAAAUGUGCCUGGACCGAAGCCAGCGCGCGCUACAACGAGAACGUACAAAAGGCCUUUGAGCUCAUAAUUGCCGAGGUGGAGCGGUCUCAGAAUCCUGGUGAGCCCGCUGGCGGCAGCAAGUGCGUCAGCGUGGACAAGUACCCAGCCCUCCAACAGGAGCGCGAGGACAAGGAGAAGAAGCGGUGGAACAGCACACACUUCUUGAAGCAUCCGUUUGAUCAUCUGGUCAAUAUGCUUAAGAAGACGUCCACGGGCGGAAACGACUUCAUCAAGGAGCGCGGUGGCGACCCAGAAAAAAUCCGCGAGUCCCAGAGGAAGCGAUGCGCCCCCGUAGAAAUUGUCGACGAGAUCAUCGCCGACUUUGAAGACCACCGUCGCACACAAUACGAUGCCACUCAGUUCGGCUCCAAGAUAAACGCGGUCCAGAAGAACAUUGGUGCUAAGAAGAAGGCCAAGGAAGACGCUUCAGAGUUACUCGAGGAGAAGAAGAAAUUGGAAGCUGAGAAGAAGGAGAAGGAGACCGAGGCUGCGGAGAAAUUGGCGAAGCUGCACGCAAAGGCGAAGACGGUCGGAAACUACGUGUACAAGGACGUCCCGGUUAGCGAUAACGAGGACAACAACGCGGUUCAGAAGACGUGGGCCCCCGAAGGAAGGAAGGCCGAGUUUAAGCAAGAUGGCAUCCCACACCACGGCGUACUUGCGCGGUUGAAUGGAUAUGACCCGGAGAGGGGUACCAAAAUUGUUGGUCACAGAGGAUACUGUCUGACUGGAUACGGUGUCUUCCUCAACCAAGCGCUGAUCAAUUACGGCCUGGAAUUUCUGUUCAGCAAAGGAUUCACACCCAACCAACCGCCCUUCUUCAUGCUCCGCGAUCAGAUGGCCAAGACAGCGCAACUUUCUGACUUCGACGAGGAGCUCUACAAGGUCACCGAGAGCAAAGACAAGCCUGAGACCGACAAGUACCUCAUUGCCACUUCAGAACAACCCAUCUCCGCUCUUCACUCAGAGGAGUGGCUACACGACAAAGAGCUGCCCAUCAAGUACGCCGGCUACUCAACAAACUUCCGAAAAGAAGCCGGCUCGCACGGCAAAGACGCAUGGGGAAUCUUCCGGAUACACCAGUUCGAAAAGGUUGAACAAUUCCUCCUCACAAACCCCGAGAAGUCAUGGGAAGCGUUCGACGAGAUGUUGGCCAACUCGGAAGAGUUCUACCAGAGUCUGGGUCUGCCUUACCAGGUCGUUGCUAUUGUCUCGGGUGCAUUGAACAAUGCUGCGAGCAUGAAGCGCGAUCUAGAGGCUUGGUUUCCCGUUACCGGCGGUGGAGAGUACAAGGAACUUGUCUCCAUCUCCAACUGCACUGACUACCAGACUCGCGAGCUGGAGAUUAGGCAUGGAAUUAAGAAGUUGAACGCUACCCGUAAAGAGUACGUUCACGCACUCAACGGCACUCUUUGCGCAACCGAACGAACACUCUGCUGUAUCCUCGAGAACUACCAGACACCUGAAGGCUUUGUUGUCCCCGAGGUCCUGAGGAAGUACAUUCCUGGUCAGCCUGACUUCUUGCCAUAUGUCAAGGAGUGGAAGGCACCCAAGGAGCUCCCUGACCGGACAAAGUAG
Alternaria burnsii is the source of this 2046-nucleotide messenger RNA. Its product is annotated as seryl-trna synthetase. The transcript has 9 exons. Gene Ontology annotation, cellular component: cytosol. NCBI's taxonomy places the organism in Eukaryota, Fungi, Ascomycota, Dothideomycetes, Pleosporales, Pleosporaceae. Gene Ontology annotation, biological process: seryl-tRNA aminoacylation. Gene Ontology annotation, molecular function: GTPase activity; GTP binding; ATP binding. The record is from RefSeq and is a predicted model, not a curated record. Bases 1 to 2046 code for a protein of 681 amino acids.